Messenger RNA from Bipolaris victoriae FI3, 1446 nucleotides. RefSeq lists its product as hypothetical. Lineage: Eukaryota; Fungi; Ascomycota; Dothideomycetes; Pleosporales; Pleosporaceae. The record is from RefSeq and is a predicted model, not a curated record. The transcript is spliced from 4 exons. The coding region runs from base 1 to 1446 and encodes 481 amino acids.
AUGGAGAGUCUUUUUGUCCAAAGACUCAAAGUCAAGAGGGCGACUCUAAGUAUGCUGAUUGCUGAGGUCAAAAUCAUGGCCGAGGCAAGACAGCCACAUGUCGAGAAUAUGAAGACGCGCUUGAUUGAUAUCGGCAAAAUGCUGGCAAAAACCCCGAUGGAUAGCAGUGUUUCGAAAGCGCUAUCCAACCUCAAAGGGAUCAAAUUCUUGCCUAAGAUGUCGAACGAUGGCACAUCUGUGCUUGUAGGUGCAGAAGAAGACUUUGCCAUAUCAGAUCAUCAACGAUAUGGCGACGCAUUUGCAAACAGCAAUGCUUUGCUUGACUUUCGGGUACAUGAGGUCCAAAGUCUUCAUAGCAUCUUCGAACAAAUGGGCUUGAUGCAUCGCUAUCUUUCGUCCUUGGUGAAGGAGGUUUCUGAUGUUGGAGAGAACUGCAUUGAGGACGCAGUUUUGUCUCAGCAACUCCAAGUCAGGGCUUACGCAUUAUACUGUAUUGAAGAGCUUGAGGACGUCCUGGUCGAGCAAGACAUUCCACCAGUGUCAUGGGUCAACAAACCUAUGAUAGUGGUUCCAUAUGGUCCGAAAGACGAUAGGCCAAUCACGCCCCCAGCAUCUCACACCGGUAGUGACUCAGCGACAGCAGUUUCGCGCUCUAGACCAAUAACACCCGAUGCGACACCCACAUAUCAUGGACGAGCAGUGCCGACUCCAGAUGAAGAAUACAUCGCAGAGGCUACUCCACCUCCAGAAUACCCUGUACUCAUAGAGCAAAUCGUCCGAAGUGCACAAAGAACUAGUCGCGUGCGCCACAAUGCCGAAGACAUUGCUGAUCAAACGACAUUCGCCGAUCGAGCUCGGGACUAUAAUCACUACGCGACUUUUGGUUCCCGGGAGAGAGAUCCUUUCGUGCAUGAUAAACGUAUUGGUGCUGCAGGCGAAGGCUAUGUCUUCGAAUUGCUGAACAGCCUCAAUCUACCGAAAUUUUCAGAAGCAAAUUGGCGCAGCACCAUCCGCAGCGAACUUUCACGCUCAACGCACUUCGCAAAUAUAGCGAAUUGGACAGGCCGCGAAACAGCAGAUAUCGUAUAUAAGGACGAAUCUGGGCAGCUUACCCAGUACCUUCGUGAACAUUGUGAGGGCGACUUCCCAAAUCAGAUUCGCGAAGACAGGAACUUUCAGACGCAUCCGAUCGAGUAUUUUCUCGAGGUGAAGACCACAACUGGAGAUUGUAAGACGAGGUUCUACAUGAGCUCUGGGCAGUAUAAGCGGAUGGAGAACAUGGCGCUUGGAAUUUUUGAGUGGAAUCCUAGCCAAGUAUAUGUCAUCAUGAGAGUAUACGAUUUGAUAUCACCAGACGUAGGCCUGAAGAUAUAUAUUGAUCCUCUGCGGUUCAGAAACACCAAGUUGAAAUUUGAGGCGGAGCAAUGGUUUGUCAGUACUCUGUAG